Drosophila bipectinata is the source of this 1802-nucleotide messenger RNA. The record is from RefSeq and is a predicted model, not a curated record. Lineage: Eukaryota; Metazoa; Arthropoda; Insecta; Diptera; Drosophilidae.
UGCCAUUCGGAAAGUGCGGACGUAAUGAGUGCGUGCGAGGCUACGGUAGCAAGAACGGUAACGGGAACGGGUACGGUUUCGCGAAUGUCUGACGCCCCCGCUUUCAGAUUCGAUGUCAUGCCAAAGAUAACGAAGCCAUCAGCGGCGCCGACGCCGCCGUCGACGCCAACGCCAACGCUGACGCGCGCAGCGAGCACGGUUGAAAUUGAAAAUAAAUGGCCGGCGGCAGAGGCGACGGCUUUCAGUUAUCAGAGAGCAGCGAAGCGUGCAGCACCGCAGAAACAACAUCGCCAACACGCCGAGGCAGAGAUAGCAGAGCCAUCGCCACAUAGCCCGAUUCCCGUCACCAGCACCACUAAUCCAUGUGAAGCUAUCACCCGGAACUCCCUGGCCCAGCGCAAGGCUCGACUGAAAGCGGAUUUCUUUGGCGGAAGCGAGUCGGAUAGCAAGGUGUUAUCACUCCAAGACCAAAAACCACAUCCAAACCAAAACCCAAACCCAAACCAUACCUGGGCAAGAGCGGAGCCACACAAGCCCGUCCAGCAGCUGAUCGAACAGUUCCAGGCCAUGAUUGUCCAACAGCAGCAGCAGCAACAGCAGGAGGCCUCCAAGGAGGCGUUGCCGGGAGCCACUGCCUCCAAUUCGGACGAGGGCUGCAAUGUCACCGGAGGUGGACUGAGUCCCUACAGCAGCGACAAUGAAGACCUCAGCGGAGGAGGUGGAAGAGGAGGUGGAACCCUAUCGCCACGUCUGCGGAAGGGCAAGGUCACCCGAUGCGCCAGCAGCGACUCUGCCCUGGGACUGGAAGUGGAUGACAGCAGCAUGGACACCAUGCCGGUGGCACCGCCGCAGAGGAGGAUGACUCUGACGGUGACCGAUCUGCCGCUGAGACCGGCGCUGCUGCCACUGGCCGAGCCCACCGCCCUGCCGGACUCCCCCCUGACCUCGCCCACCGGCGCCGCCAGCGUCGCCGUGCCCACCAAGGUGCUGCUGGAGGAACGGGUGGUGGCCGCCCCCGGUUCCCGACGCGAGUCCACCCAGAGCUCCUACAGCGAGCUGGGCGCCAGCGGAUUUCCCGUGGGCGUGCGGUACGUGCGCACCCCCUCGGUGGUGGUCAGCGACUACUCGGACGACAUCACCGCGUGCGGCAUCAGCAUGGAGGAGAUGGAGUACUUUCGCCUGCAGAGGGCGCGCUGCCAACGGCGCUGCUCCCUGGAAGCGGGACAUGGCCAUGCCGGAUCCGGAAUGGGAUCAGGAGGCGGCGGAGGGCCGCCGGGAGGCACCAAGGACGAAGGCCAGUCGGAUGUCAGUGCCGCCAGCAGUUGCAGCAACCUCUACUACUGCGGCUCCACCAUCUCCGCCCUGGAUGGGGGCGAGUGCAUCGUGAACGGCAUACGUGUGGCCCUCGCCCGGAAGGGCAGCACCCAAAGCAGCAGCCUCAGCGACGAGGAGGAGGAGGAGGAGGAGGGGGAGGCGGACGAGGAGCUGGAACUGGACGAGCAGCUGGAGCAGGAGCGGCAGCGCGAGGAGGAGGCGUACGAGCGGGGGGAGCGGGAGCGGCAGCUCAGCGAACUCCUGGCGGCCACACAGCUGGGCGAACGCCAGAGGGACCGCUCCAAGAAGGUAGGCGCUCCACUUGCCCACUCUGACGUCACAAACCAGGGAAAUCUCAAAAUAGAAUAGAAAAAAAAUCCAAAAAUAGUGCUAAUCCUGUGCUCUACGAGUACCGGGUAUCACACGCCAAGGAAGCCAAGGACCUGCCUCCUUGCCUUAAAACAUUUAAAUUAAUACUAAUUCUAAUU